Molecule: messenger RNA, 847 nt
Organism: Bolinopsis microptera
Lineage: Eukaryota; Metazoa; Ctenophora; Tentaculata; Lobata; Bolinopsidae
Product: protein SGT1 homolog
Exons: 6
Coding region: 25-606 (193 amino acids)
Molecular function (GO): protein-folding chaperone binding
Source: RefSeq, a predicted model, not a curated record
UAUAUAACAAAUAAUUUGAGCAGUAUGGGGGUCAGGCACGAGUGGUUUCAGACGGAGCAGUACAUAACAGUUACCAUAUUUGCAAAAGGAGUUACUCAGGACCGACUUCAGAUAGUAAUUGGUAAGCAGAAUCUGAGUGUAAUAGUGAAGAUAGACGAUCACGCAGAGUACACAAUAGAUACCAUCUUACAGCACCCUAUAGAUCCUGAUACCUCUUCCCAUAAAAUAUUCAAAACAAAGGUAGAGAUAAGGUUAUGUAAAGCAACAGGUGUGCGGUGGGACUCUCUAGAACACAAAGAACAGACGGAUGCUAAUAGCGGAAGAGCCUACCCAACCUCAAACCGUCGUGAUCCCGUCGAUUGGGAUAGAGUAGAAGCAGAGGUCGAGAAACAGGAUGCAGAAGAGAAGAAGGAGGGAGAUGCCGCUCUUAACAACCUUUUCCAGAAAAUAUACGCGGACGGUAACGAGGAUACUCGACGAGCGAUGAUCAAAUCUUUCCAGGAAUCAGGAGGCACUGUUUUGAGCACAAACUGGAAUGAUAUUGGAGCUAAACAAGUAGAAGUGAAACCUCCUGAUGGGAUGGAAUACAAGAGUUGGAGUGAAUGAACCCGAAUGAACAUACGACUACCGUACCGUAGUCCUGAAGACAUCGAAUCGCUUGGAUGAACCGGCAGAUUGCCCCGUUUUUUGCAUCAUGAUAGGAAAUUUUUGUAGGAAUACCGAAUAUGUUUAUUUAUCUGGUUUGAUCUGAGAAAUUUCUGAGACUGUUGCUUUUUACUCGUUGUCACAAUAAACUUUUUUGUUCACUAAAUAACUAUCUUUUAACGCAUUUGUAGUAUAAAAAGCA